CUGUGUUCUAGGUCAAGGUCAUAAUUAUUUUUAGAAAAAAUAAUUUGCUUACGACAAAUGCCAUUUUCAAGAUGAAAUUAAGACUGAAGCUUGGCAGUAGACGGGAAUUGAUAGCAUUCGGUAGUCAAGACCCAUCCAGUGUUCGUUUGAAGGAUGUUAAGCGUGAAGCUGAGACUAAAUUUGAAUCAAGCCCUCUUACAUUGAGCCUGAAUGGUACUGAUGCUUUAACUGGUGAUGGAUUAUCCAUGAAAGAUCUUGGUAUAGUGUCUGGCGACUUGAUUCAAGUUAUGACACAAAAUCCAGUUGUGAAAAGUGCUCAAGAUACCAAACAUUUAAAGCCCCAAACAGAAAAGGAUGAUAUCAUAGAUGAAAAUAAAAUGAAUAAAGAACAGCCAGAUUCACAAAAUGUUAGAACAGAUGAUUCUACUGAUGUCAACAUGGUUAAAGUUGUCAACAAUAUCGAAGAUGUCAACAUGGUAGAAGAUGCCAGCAGAGCAAAUUCAAAUAACAAUAGUGAUUCAGAAAUCAAAGCCCCAACCCAGGACAAUGUGGGCCUGAAUAAAUACCUGAAUGAACCAAUGUUGUGUAGGGAUGCUACAGACUCUGCAGUACCAUAUAGGCUUGAGAUGUUCUAUAAUGAGAGCUCUCCAAGGAAUCCUAUGGAUGCUUUAUGUAUUGUGCUACAUACCUUAAUGAUAGAAAGUGGGUUUCAGUUAAUACCUCCAACAAAUGAAGACGUCAGUGAAGGAGCAACAGCCUCAUCUUUAAAUUCCUGUAACCAAGGCAACCAACUUCCUGUUUUCACAGCACAACCUAUAGGUGUCUGCACCUUCAGCUACACAAUUGGAGACAGUACAGACAUGCAGUGCAGUAUCACAUGUGUUUCUAUUGGGUCAAAGAUUGCCAUCCAUGGUACUGUUAAAGGCACCAAUGUGGAUCACCAACUUAACCUAAAAAUAUCAGAUUUCAUUCCUGUUCUAAAACCAGAUGCUGCUGGAACCUACCAAAACUUACCUAGAUUAUCCUGCCUGUUUAAAGAUGCUGUAGCUUACAGACUUCUACAGCAAUGUAAAUCAGAAUUUAACCAUUCAGAAAGUAGUGGAUUCCUAGGUCUGAUGGAAGAGAUAUUGAUGUGUAUUUUGAGCAAGCUACCAGCCAAGGACUUGUGCAAUAUGGGGAGGGUGUGCAGAUCUCUGAACCAGCUGUCUGAGAGGCCACAGUUAUGGAGAUCUCUCUAUAUACGCACAUAUGGAGUGAAACGUGAUAGUGAUCGAAAUCAAGAUUGGAAGUCAGCAUAUAAAGAUACAUACCUACUAAGAAGAGAAAUGAGGCGGAGAGCUCUGGAACAAUCCCGUCAGUUUGUUCCUGGAUGGCCCCCCUAUGUUGGUCAACCCCACCCUCCUCUUCCUGCCACACCCAUCUAUCCACCAGGCUUUAUUGGUGGGGAAUAUGAUCGUGAUCCUUCAUUCCAAGGAAUUCCUGGUCCAUUAGGUGCCAGACAACCUGGCGUAUUUCCUCGCCCAAGAUUUGACCCAAUUGGUCCAUUGCCUACUCAGAGAUUUCCACCAGGUAGAGGAGGAGGAUUCAGAGAUGGAUCAUCAUCUAGACGUCCAUUUUCAGGAGGAGGAAUUGGACCUGGAAACUUUUUCUGAGCUUGUUAAGAUCUUUUUCCUUAAUAUAUUAUACUGUACUGAGUCCAGGUUGUUAGGUUAAAUACUACAUAUUUUUAUUUCUAAAAAAUUGAAAAGGGAAACACAGUGAUAAAUAUUGCACUUUGAAGAGCAAAAUAAAUGGCUGGCAUGUAAGUAACACAGCAUGUCCAAAUCUUAUUCAGAUCUUUGUACUUAGCCUGUUCUUGCAUCUGUUGUUGCAUUACAAGUUGAACAGAUAAGCAGUUUUCCUGGAAUUUCGAUGACAAGACCUAUAUGUGGCACCCAGCCAGCAGCACAAGACAAUAACUCUAUAGCACUUUUUAAGAGUGCAAUAAAAAGAAUGAGAAUAAAUACAUCACAUUCCUGAAGACACAAACUUCUAGAAAGCUAUAAAUUAUGCUAAUUUGAGAAAAAAUUUCACAGUAUCAUAGCAUCAAA
Owenia fusiformis is the source of this 2090-nucleotide messenger RNA. The record is from the annotation of a GenBank genome assembly. NCBI's taxonomy places the organism in Eukaryota, Metazoa, Annelida, Polychaeta, Sabellida, Oweniidae.